GUUGAGUGUUGACUUGAUUAUCGAUGACUUCGUAUGAGCUUCCGGUGUGCCACUCGGUCAACUCGUUUGAUUCUAGUGUGCUGAAUGUGCAACAACCUCAAAUAGAUUCACAGCCAGACCCGCAGCCAAAAGCUGUACUGAAGAAGAAGAAGAAGAAGCCCAAAGUAAAACAUGGAAACACAAGUCACGCCGAAAUGUGGCGCGAACAUCAUAAACGAGUUCUGGGCAUGGAGAGUAAUCUCGAUACGAAGGCUCCCGGCUAUCCAGCCAGCCGCGUAACCGGCGUAAUUGGGUUGCGCCGAAUGGCAUGGCAGUAUAUGGAACGUACCAAGAAAAACAUCCAGAUGCUUGUCGAAUUAUCAAAGACAAUGCGCACGCACGGCGCCAUCAAUCCGUUUCGCUAUGAUCGUGUUUACACGAUGUCAACACUGCCACUAAUGCGGAAGACGCUCGAACGCAUCGAUUUGGAAAAUCAUGACAUUGGUAAACGCAUCCUGGACGUCACUAGCGAGAUUGACACGGGCAUCAAAUCACAACGAAAAUCGAAAAAGAUUGAGACUAAAGAGCCCAUUAAGCCGUUCCAGAUGCCCAGCAAGGGUUUGGAAAAAUACAAAGACUACAACAUUUCGAUCCCCACGACGGACAAGGACUGCUGGAAUCUAUUGCGUCCGCACAUUUAUGUGGACAUCUUUCUGAAGGGGUCACGUCGGCUGGGUCGUGUGGUUGUCCAAUUAUAUACGGAAUCAGCUCCUAUUGUGGUACUCCAAAUGGUGCGCACCUGCAUUUGCGACAUGCACAACAAGUUCAUCAUCAAGCGAAUCUUUCCCAAUCUCUGGAUGGAUGUGGACUUGUUGGAGCAUGACAAUACAGACUUAAGCCAGCCACUGGAGUACGACGGCAAAAUAAUUGACCACGGCGCCUCAGCCUAUGUGCUCUCUUUUAGCAAAGAAUAUCUGCAGGGGUUCUCCGGAAAAAUCUGCUUUUCCAUAUCGUUCAAACCGCUUAGCGUUGCAAAUGGUAGCCGCGUCGGCUUUGGCCAGGUGGUUAAGGGCAGUAAGAUACUCGAGUGUCUACAAAGCUAUGGUACCAAAAACGGCAAGCUUAGCCGCAGCCUGAUAUUCUCAGGCUGCGGCCUGCUCUAAAUUUAUUUAGAAGUC
Messenger RNA from Drosophila hydei, 1157 nucleotides. RefSeq lists its product as uncharacterized. Gene Ontology annotation, biological process: protein peptidyl-prolyl isomerization. The record is from RefSeq and is a predicted model, not a curated record. The transcript has a single exon. Lineage: Eukaryota; Metazoa; Arthropoda; Insecta; Diptera; Drosophilidae. Bases 24 to 1142 code for a protein of 372 amino acids. Gene Ontology annotation, molecular function: peptidyl-prolyl cis-trans isomerase activity.